This is a messenger RNA of Symbiodinium natans, 2943 nucleotides long. Lineage: Eukaryota; Dinophyceae; Suessiales; Symbiodiniaceae. The record is from the annotation of a GenBank genome assembly.
AUGACGGCAAGAAUGCGGCCUUUUUUUCAGGGGAGAGUCCACACCAGGAGCAAAGAACAGAGAGUGGAUGUGGACAUCCCACUUCCACGAGAGGAUCGGCCUUCACGGAACGGGCCGGGCUUUUCCAGCCCGAUCUCCGCACGAGAUUCCGGCUCCAGGAUGGGCACUGGCGAAGCCAUUACUCCCACUAACGUCACAAACGUCACAAGUUUUCUCCGAUCAGCUCAGGCCCCAGAUCUCCCCAAAAGAUCAGCCAAUGGCAGGCUGGAUACCAACGAGGAACUCGUGUUGAAGAUGGACAGUGUCACACAGGUGAACUCUGAAGAUGGCAGGUUCCCGACAUCUGCAUCCCUGCAAGAUGCCCUGCUCGGGCCUGCGCUCCAUGGCGGGGGCACGCCGAAGGCUACGGCGACUGCGUCCAGCAUGGCCUUUGACGAGUCCAUUGCAGAGGAGCGCGUGGGAUCCAACGGCGCGACAGCCCAGCAGCUGUCUGGCACAGAAGUUGAGCUGGAUGAUCUUCCCGACUAUCCUCUGAUGUCUUCUAUCACUGAGGAGAGUCCCCCUGUGUCGCGGCAGCCGUCCCGCCAAGGUGCCGUGUCCCCCGGCCCCGGCAGCAACAUGGGCAGAACGCCAUCACGCAGGUCAAACCCUCCGGUGGCCACACGCCCGGCAAGCAGCGCAUCACCCAAGAAGAAGACUUCGACCAUGAACGACAUGGAUUCAGUGGUCCGCAUGCCCAGCCGCGAGUCAGGACUACGCCCCCCGGCUGGAUCGAAGAAGAGAGCCACGACCAUGAACAUGGACGACAAAACCUCCGAAGCUGAGCCAGCUGCAAGUGGAAUCAAUGCCCGGCCGUCUUCAAGAGCGGCUCAGACACCGAGCAAGAAGAAGGCAACGAGCAUCUGCAACUUGCCAGGAGAUGACCAGGCGCAGCAACAAGGCGAAGCUGAGAUGCCAGUUACGAGUGGCCAGCCUUCAAAAACAGCUCAGAAGAAGAUCAAGCAGAAGGCGGCGACCAUUUCUAGCAUGCCAGGUGGAGAUGACCCGCCUUCUCCCCGUGCUCGGCGCCUCUCGCUUAUUCCGGCAGCACAGCUCGAGCGCCAGCUUUCUUUCGCCGAGGACUCCUUGGAUGAGGUGUCUGCAAGCAUCCGUGAAGAGGAGCCUGAAUUGGACUGGCUAGAAGAUUUCUGGAAUCGCGUUCUCGUGGGAUCACCAACUGCCGAGUGCAGGGGGCUCUCCACACGUUCCAUCAGCUACUGGAUUGGCAUUUUCAACCGCUGGCAAGCUUUGGGUUCAUGGAAGCCUGGUCAAGCCCCCAAGGUCCUGGAUGCAUAUGAGCUACAGGAGUUGCUCUCCAUCCCCAUGCAGAAGACACUGGAAUGGGUAAAGCUCUUCGAUCCCCAAGCGUAUACCCAGCUGCAGGCCACCAGGUCCGCGAUGGACCACAAGAAGGUGAAGAUCUUGGUUCCGGCGUUUCUGACCUGUGGCAUUUUCCUCUCGACCACAAUCUCCAAGAAACAGAAGAUCCGAUUCCUGCUGGGAAUGUUUGAUGAAGACGACAGCCAGUCCAUUGAAUCGCCUGAGUUUGUGGAGAUGAUCUCCUCGUUCUUCUGCGGCAUCGCCUGUGCUUUCGGACUGCUAGACUACCCGCACGUGGUCCCGAAGCCGAGCCUGCGCCAAAAGCUCGGGAAGCAUCUCUUCGACCGACUGCUGGCGAGCACCUGCUGUAAGCUAUCCUUUUGGGAGGCCAAAAAGGUCGUAUCAAGUGGAUCUGUACCGUUCUGGAUCAUUGAAGAGUGGUUUCAGGGUGACAGUGGUGACCCACUUUUCGCUCCGUUCGCAAUGUUCCUGGAGCGAUUUUCGGCGCGCGGCUUUGAAGAUGAUCCUGAGUUCUUCGAGGAUGAGGAGAGAAAGUUCAAGUUGUGCCACACGAGCCCAGUAGAGCCACCCUUGGAUACGGCAGCCGCUUUGGAUUCCAGCUUCCUCCGCCGAGACCAGAUAGGCACUGUGCGGGAUGUCUUCAACGAGUGCCAGAAACAGCUCGACUUCUCGCACACGCACGCGGACAUCGAGCGCGCGCUGGGCGCGACCGUCCCUCCAGACCUGUGGUGCAACCACCUGGCACGAGGCUUAGAAGAAAUGGAGCGCACGCGGCAGCUUGGCCAGAAACCCUCAUUGGCACUUUUCCUCAAGAAGAUUUGUCCGAAUGCAAAGCCUCGGCACCUUCGGAUGUUCCAGUUCUGGAUGAAGGAGUUGGACCACAUCGAAGAGCUCAAGGUGCAAUCUGCAAGCUCCCGUCGGAUGCUGCAAAGCUUCGAAAGAUUCAUCGCCCAGCCAGUCUUACCAGCACGAAUUCGACAAGAACUGUCGGAAGAAUACUCGCACCUUGACAGCAGCGGCCGCGAGGCCCGCGUGAUGGCCGACGUGCUGCGGAAGAAGUUCUUUGCAAGGGGUUCCAGCGUGAGCAAGGACGAUUACAUCGCUGCGAUGUGCCCAAUCGACUUCCGCCCGAAGGAAGGCAACCCGGCCACCGAUCAAGCUGUAAGCCAGCUGCUGCGAAUGUAUGUGGUGCGAGUGGAGGAAAACCUCGCGCAGAAGGAGGCUCUUUUUGCAAAGAGCAGUCACGCAGGCGCCGUGAGUCCGAGGAAAAGGUUCAUCAAGCCUGCCGUUCCAGAGCGCCAGUGGGCCUUGUGGAACAAUGCUUUUGAUGCAUUCAGCCCCAGUGAGACUGGGACAGGACGUGUCUCCAUAUCGGGCCUUGUCCACCAACAUGACAUAUGUCCUGCAGUUUGCGACUUCAUGUGCAACAUCAUUGCGCGGGGCUCAACCGAGGCCCAUGAGCCUGGGUUUUCCAAAGAAGUCUUUCUCCAAAAAAUGCUUGAGCUCAGCUCUUGGCGAGUGAGGAAGGAAAAUCUGAGCCAGGGUAGACUCUGUGCAGUGUAG